Molecule: messenger RNA, 475 nt
Organism: Hydractinia symbiolongicarpus
Lineage: Eukaryota; Metazoa; Cnidaria; Hydrozoa; Anthoathecata; Hydractiniidae
Exons: 7
Coding region: 1-396 (131 amino acids)
Source: RefSeq, a predicted model, not a curated record
AUGGUAAGUUUAUUUGGUGUUGAUAAAUCAAAGGGUUUCUUCGCUUUUUGUAUUACAAGAAACAGUGGAAUAUUUCAAAUUUCAUGUGAAUUACAUUUGUUUUAUAAUCCAUUUUGUAAAGAGCCUAAGUACUUUAAACGACAAUUUCUUCCAGGAAAGAAGCGGAGGCAGUGUUGCUCCCACAGACUUGCCGGUUGGCAAAGGCCACUAAAAGAAAAUGGGAGAAGAAAACCACCGAAUUACAACUCUCAAACAAGAUCUAACGGAAAGAGACGAAGAAAUAAAAUUUUUACUGUAAGAGAAGAAGAAGAAAAAGAACAAGGAAAAGAAAUUGAGAUAUUACGUGAGGGAGAAAGCAUUGAAGGCAAGGUAGCAAAGUUCUGUUUAUUUCGUUGAAAUAUUAAAUCUAUUUUAUAAUACCCGUAUAAGUCCUGUCUGUGUUCUGUCACGCAAAAUAGUACCGUAAGUAGCAAGA